AUGCCUCCAUCCUCCGUAUAUCUUCCAGCGGGCCAUCCAUGCCGGAAGUGGUGCAAAUGGGGAAAUUUUAAGCUUAUAUCAAACGAUAAAUUCAAAAGUGUUGAGCAUAGAGUAGUGGCAAAUUGCGAAGGGCCGAGAGUAUCAGUGGCAUGCUUUUUUAGCACUUCUGUAGCACCAUCUACCAAACUGUAUGGACCAAUUAAGGAGUUGCUAUCAGAGGAUAAUCCUCCAAAAUACAGAGAAACAACUGUGCAGGAAGUUUUUCCUACUCGUAUUCAAAGGGUCUUGACGGGACUUCCCCGUUGCUGCAUUUCAGGAUCUAAAUUUGGCUUUUGGAAUAGCAUGAAUGGAUGA
Fraxinus pennsylvanica is the source of this 354-nucleotide messenger RNA. The record is from the annotation of a GenBank genome assembly. Lineage: Eukaryota; Viridiplantae; Streptophyta; Magnoliopsida; Lamiales; Oleaceae.